Morus notabilis is the source of this 2829-nucleotide messenger RNA. Its product is annotated as probable LRR receptor-like serine/threonine-protein kinase At1g56130. The record is from RefSeq and is a predicted model, not a curated record. Lineage: Eukaryota; Viridiplantae; Streptophyta; Magnoliopsida; Rosales; Moraceae. The transcript has 22 exons. The coding region runs from base 57 to 2537 and encodes 826 amino acids. Gene Ontology annotation, molecular function: protein binding.
UUAGUUAUAUUUCUGUGAUCUAUAGCUACAUAUAUAUAUAUAUAUAUUUAUAUAUCAUGUUAUCUAUGGAGCUUCAACUUGGUUUGGCCCUUCCGGUUCACAGUCCCAUGAUCAAAGGUUUUGACAUGAAUGAUCGUAGGUUCGAGCCAGAUGAUUGUGGUUCGUUUGCAAUAUCGAAAAGCAAGCGCAGUUUCGAGGGAGCUUUUGGCCGGAAGAUCGGAGAUGAAGCAGCACCGCAUUUCUUGGUGUGGGAUGGCCAGCCGAAUGAGGAGGAUGAUAGGAAGGGACAUAAGAAGAGAGAUUCUCACCCCAUCAUCAACAAGAGUGAGAGUGAUGAAGAAAGUUACAUUGUUGGGUGGCCACCAAUUACAUCAUCGAGAAAAAGGGAGCUUAUCCUUCAAAACAACGGUGGACGCGUAGGUCAUCAUCAGAUAAUUAAAAAGCGCACUCCAUUAAUAUCAAUGGCUAAGAAUAUCAUGAUCAGCGGAUCAAAUUCAUCAUCACCGUCCAUUAUUAAUAAUUCCAUGUACGUAAAGGUCAAGAUGGAAGGCGUGCCAAUAGCAAGGAAGAUUGAUCUCACCCUCCACAACUCUUAUUACUCCCUUAAAAACGCCUUAAUUACCAUGUUUACCAACUCAUAUGAUGGAAAAUGUACUGAAGAUCGUGGAAGUUACAGACUCACUUAUCAAGACAAAGAAGGCGAUUGGCUACUCGCAGGAGAUGUUCCUUGGAAAAGCUUCAUCAAGUCUGUGCAGCGUCUGGAGAUAGCAAGGAAUGGCGAAACACGACUAAUUCCAAAGUUUUGCUUUUCUUCUACACGGAAGAUAUAUGCCUUGGACAUAUCUGGUGAAAUACCAAAAGAACUGUUUGAGCUAAAGAAGUUGAUGGACUUGAAUCUUGCUCAGAAUGUUCUCAGUGGCUCUGUCCCCCCUGAAAUUGGUCAGCUAUCAGAUAUGCAGUACCUGAGCCUGGGCAUAAACAAUCUGACAGGGCCAGUACCCCAAGAGCUUGGCAACUUGACCAAGUUGAUUUCCCUGAGUUUUAGCUCCAACAGUUUUGUUGGACAAUUGCCAAAAGAGCUUGGAAAGUUGACAUUAUUACAGCAAUUGUACAUUGAUAGCAGUGGAGUUACAGGACCAAUUCCACAAGAAUUUGCAAGCUUAAAAGCACUUAGAAUCCUUUGGGCAUCUGACAAUCUCUUCACUGGAAAACUCCCGGAAUUCUUGGGGGAUCUCACAGAAUUCAUAGACCUACGACUAGAAGGGACAUCUCUUGAAGGUCCUAUUCCGAGUAGCUUUAGUGCUCUAACCAAACUAGAGACCCUGAGAAUUGGUGAUCUAAACAAGGAAGAUUCUUCUCUUAAAUUUUUGGAAAAUCAAACAAGUUUAUCCAUAUUGACUUUGAGAAACUGUCGAGUUUCUGGCGAAAUUCCGAAACGAUUUGGUGGCUUUUCUAAUUUGCAGCACCUGGACAUGAGUUUCAAUAAGUUGAAUGGUUCAAUCCCAGACUCAUUCCAAAGCCUAACCAAGUUACAGUAUCUAUAUCUCGGAAACAACAACUUGAGUGGAGAGUUGCCAAAUAAUAUCAUCACUCCAAAACUAAUCGCAUUAGAUGUUUCUUUCAAUGGCAUAUCCGGAAAUGUUCCUACAAAUUUUACAAAAUCAGGAUUUUCAAUGAAUGUCCUUGGCACAUCCAUCAUUCCAGACAAUUUAUCAGACGGGAAAUCUUCUGAAUUUCUGCGUUGCCUCCAAGGGGAAACCAAAUGUUCUAAUUACAAAAUAUCAACAUCUUCAUUUUCUGUUAAAAGUGGAGGGACAGAAAUGACAUCUGCGUCGGGCAUCAAAUACGAUGAUGAUUCCGAAAAACUAGGAUCUGCCUCAAUUUACACGAACUCUAAAUCCAAGUGGGCAGUAAGCAAUACUGGGAAUUUCUUAUUUAAUCCAAAUGGACCUCAAUUCAUAGCAAAAACAGAUUCUCAAAUCACAAAAACUUUAGACUCCGAACUGUAUAAAACAGCAAGAGUUUCACCUAGCUCACUGAGGUACUUUGGGUAUGACAUGAUGAACGGGAAAUAUGCGGUUGAGCUUCACUUUGCAGAGAUAGCAAUGGACGACACUGGAUCUUGGAAAGCCCUUGGGAGGCGCUUAUUCGAUGUUUACAUCCAGGGUGAGAAAGUGCUUAAAGACUUCGACAUUAAGAAAGAAGCAGGGGGAUCAAAGAGGGCCUUGGUGAAAACAUUCGAAGCCAACGUGACAAACAAAAUAAUGGAAAUCCAUUUCUUUUGGGCGGGGAAAGGCACUUGUUGCAUUCCAUUUCAAGGCACAUACGGACCUCUAGUGUCUGCCGUUCAUGUCUACCAAGCAACUGGAGUUGGCUCAUCUUCUAAAGAAAACAAGAAGCGGAUAGGAAGAUUGGUGGGAAUAACACUCGGAUGUGCGGCUGGUUUCGGCAUUGUAUUGUCCAUGCUGUAUCUAUGGUGGACAAAGCGUGCGUCUUCUGCUCAUAUGCCAGUACAAACCGACUCGCCUAAGAAAUGAUUAUUACACUUUGAUUCUCUCAACUCCGUACAAAUAGAGAUAAAAAUCUAAAAUAAAAAGACGCUACCAAAAAAAAGCAAGGAAUUUUAAAACACGUUUCGUUUACGGUUUACUUAUGAAGUAAGGAGUGGCUUUCUCUCUCCUGUGGUGUUUGUUUUAACAGCGUAAUGAUUCGUAAACUUAGUUAGAAAGAGAGAACUGGGACCUUUUGUUUGGGAUCAUUAUGUAAAGCCAUGGAGUUGAAUUAUGAUCACUAAAUAGUAUGAGAUGUUUCAGCGAACGUUCUUCACUU